AUGUCUCAACCACCGGAUCGUCGUCUCACCUACUUUACCCAACAUCAACGAGUCGCCGAAUGGUUACAAAGUAUAACCCGCCCGGAUGGAAUGCAAUUUCUGGAUAUGGAUGGAGACAGUUUGUUGGUGUUCAUGAAGAGAUUGGAUCGGAAGACCAGAUCAAACUUGGAACAAUCCUGUAAAAUCCUGCUCUCCCUGUCUCGAAGUGAGCAACCCCACGUACAACAACUACUCCUCCACUUCACGACCACUUGGAAUCAUGACCAAUUCACAGAGAUCACUGCACAAUUCUCACCGGAACACACUUUCCAUGCAGUUUUUUUGAACAAGAAGAAAUCACCGAACUUCGUGCAUGGAGGAUGGUCGAGUGACCGAAUGAAGAACAUCACUUCUGGAACAUUUCCGACGGAGAAGUUGAGAUUGAAUGCCACUUUUGUGAGCAGAACGUCAAAGUAUAUCGAGUAUUGGUUGAAGAACUUUCAAAUUGACACGUUGAAAAUUAAAGUGGAGAACUUGAUACCUGGCAAGGAGAAUGAUAUUCAGCAGAUGAACUACAUCGGUCCCAUCCCGGGUCUCCGCCUCAAAAAGCUCAUAAUCCACGGCUCCAACAACAUCCGAUUCAUCAAUAACUGGCUGAGCAACCUGAUUCCCAAUAUAGUCGAUCCAUCGGAACCAUCGAGAAAGACUAUCGACGUGGAGUUCAUCGACGUGGCGAAGUUGGAUCAGAUAUUCCAUCAUCCAGUGAUGACAUCUGGAAAAGUGAAUCUGACAUUUCAUCGAGUCAACACACAUUUCACACGGAAAACCCUAAAUUAUAUCAACUCGCCACGUGUCAAUAUUACAGUAAGACAAGUCCCAUCGGAUACGGUAAACGUGUUUCUAAAGCGUUGGAUACGUGGAGAGAUGGUCGAAGACUUCCAGUAUCUUCAUAUCACUGAAACGACACAAUGGCCACGACAGGAGAUUCAGUUAAGAGACGCGUUCAAGGGGAUACGGUAUCAGAAGGUCGAUUUGAACACUGAUGUUCCGUUACGAAUCCUGCAAAUUCACAAUGACGACAAAAUCGAGAAAGAGGAUUCUUCCAUCAAUACCUCGACAUCUUCAUCCCCCUCCUCCCCGACGCCUUCCUCAUCGUCGUCAUCUCACCAGUCUCGUCACCUCCAAAUCUACCAAAUCACAGGUCCCCGUCCCGCGUUCUGUGUCCACUCUCACAAUCAAUUCAUAUUCGAAGUUCCCACCUCGGAGCAGAUUCAGAUGCUCAACGUCAGUCCGCCCAUGAUUCAGAAUACGUUCAACGAGUACGAGCGACAGAAGAAUCGUAUUUAUAUGGAGUUGUUCAGGAAACGGUUGAUACGACUUUUUAAUUGA
Molecule: messenger RNA, 1368 nt
Organism: Caenorhabditis remanei
Lineage: Eukaryota; Metazoa; Nematoda; Chromadorea; Rhabditida; Rhabditidae
Exons: 6
Coding region: 1-1368 (455 amino acids)
Source: RefSeq, a predicted model, not a curated record